AUGGCAAAACUCACUGAUGAUGGCGACUACGAUGCCGGCGAAAAGUUUGAAAAUGUUCCAAUUCCACUGUCUGAUGCUGCGAAUUAUGACAACUACUGUGGCAGACGACUUCGGACUAGGUGCGUUCUACUAAGCCAUCCUGACAUCAAGGCCAGGUUGCGACAAGGAGGUCAACCCACUUCUAUAAAUUAUAAGGAGACUGCGACCAUACCAGAGGCCACAACAUCUUAG
This is a messenger RNA of Protopolystoma xenopodis, 231 nucleotides long. The record is from the annotation of a GenBank genome assembly. NCBI's taxonomy places the organism in Eukaryota, Metazoa, Platyhelminthes, Monogenea, Polystomatidea, Polystomatidae.